This is a messenger RNA of Lolium perenne, 2481 nucleotides long. RefSeq names its product exocyst complex component EXO70C1. Gene Ontology annotation, cellular component: exocyst. Gene Ontology annotation, biological process: exocytosis. Gene Ontology annotation, molecular function: phosphatidylinositol-4,5-bisphosphate binding. The record is from RefSeq and is a predicted model, not a curated record. NCBI's taxonomy places the organism in Eukaryota, Viridiplantae, Streptophyta, Magnoliopsida, Poales, Poaceae.
UAAAACUAGGGUAAGCAAGACAGACAGACCCUUUCAAACAAGAAAUGCUGGAUUAAUGGAGAGCACCCUCCCCUGUCCUCAACCUCCGGCCAUCCUUGGCUCUCCGUUCUGCUCCUCCAUUCUCUCUCCACCUCUGCAUGCCAACCCAGCCACGCGCGCGGACCACCAACAACUAUUGACCACUACGACCGACGACGCCGAUCGAUCCCCCAUUGCCCGCCCCCUCUCCCCCGCGCGCCCGGCGAGCAAUGGACAGCCGGAGCCAGGCACCCCUCAAGUCCAGCAGCUUCUCCUCGGCCACCUCCAACAAGGCCACCCGGGAGGUCGACCGCAACCUCUCCCUCGGCGCCCUCCGGCAUGGCGACCACGACCGGAGGGGCGCCCCCGCCGGCGCAGCCACCUGGGAGCAGAUCAACGAGGAAGGCGAGGAAGAGGAUGAUGACGGGAGCGGCGAGCCGGGCCCGGGCGUGUCCGCCUUGUCGGGGGAGAUCGAUGCCUUCAUCGCGGGGCACGACGCGGGCGUGAGCAUCCCGGAGGCCACGCUCGAGAGGUUCGCCGCCGCCGUCGAGCAGGAGAUCGCGCAGUCCGAGAAGGCUCGGGAUAAGUGGGCGGCCGACGGCAACGGCGAGUUGCUCCUCGCGGCCAUCGCGCGCGUCGCAGCGCUCGCGUCCGUGCUCGCCAAGAACACGGAGGCCAGCGCCAAGUACGCCUCUGGCGCGCACCGGGUCACCGCCGUGCUGCACCAUGCCAUGUCGUUCCUCGAGGACGAGUUCCACGCGCUGCUCGAGCCCAAGGCGGCCGACACCUGCAAGCUGGCAAGACGGCCAGCGUCCUUCGAGCAGGGAGGGCACGAGGCCGACCGGUGCGUCCUCCGGCCGCCGGACAACGCCGCCCACUCCGCCCAUGCAGAAUCCACGCAGACGUACCCGCCGGAGACCGUGGACCGGCUGCGGUCCAUCGCUGACACCAUGGUGGGCGCCGGGUACGUGACGGAGUGCACGCAGAUGUUCCUGGUGGCGCGCCGGAACGCGUUCGACGCGUCGCUGCGGGCGCUCGGGUACGACAAGGCCAGCAUCGACGACGUGGUGCGGAUGACGUGGGAGGCGCUGGAGACGGAGAUCGCGACGUGGAUCAAGGCGUUCCGGCACACCAUCAGAAAGGGCUUCACCACCGAGCACGAUCUCUGCGCCCACGUCUUCACCGGCCGCCACGCCAGCGUUGGCAGGGCCAUCUUCGCAGACCUGGCCCGCUGCGUCAUGCUCAACCUGCUCAACUUCACGGAGGCCGUGGCCAUGACCAAGCGCUCCGCCGAGAAGCUCUUCAAGGUGCUCGACAUGUACGAGUCCAUCCGCGACGCGUCCCCCGUCAUCGACGCCUUCCUCUCGGUCUCCGCCAACGACGAGCCCGCCGCCGGCUGCAACAGCGACGCCCUCACCGACCUCAAAGCCGAGAUCGCCGCCGCGCGCUCCCGGAUCGGCGAGUCGGCGGCCAGCAUCUUCUGCGAGCUGGAGAGCUCCAUCCGCGCCGACGCCGGCAAGCAGCCCGUCCCGGGCGGAGCCGUGCACCCGCUCACACGCUACGUCAUGAACUACCUCAAGUACACGUGCGAGUACAACAGCACGCUGGAGCAGGUGUUCCGGGAGCACCGCCGCCGGGACGACGGCGGCGACAACCCGUUCGCGGCGCAGCUGACGGACGUGAUGGAGCUCCUGAACACGAACCUAGAAGGGAAGUCGCGGCUGUACAAGGACCCUGCCCUGAGCAACAUCUUCCUUAUGAACAACGGGCGGUACAUGCUGCAGAAGAUCAGGGGAUCGCCGGAGACGAACGCCAUGCUGGGCGAGACCUGGGCGAGAAAGCAGUCCACCAACCUGAGGCAGUACCACAAGAACUACCAGAGGGAGACGUGGAACCGCGUGCUGACGCUGCUCCGCGACGACGGCGUGCUCACCGUGAAGGGCCACGUGCAGAAGCCGCAGGUCAAGGAUAGGUUCAAGCAGUUCAACUCCGCCAUGGACGAGAUCCACAAGACGCAGGGCGCGUGGGUGGUGAGCGACGAGCAGCUGCAGUCUGAGUUGCGGGUGUCCAUCGCCGCCGUGGUGGUGCCGGCGUACCGGUCGUUCCUGGGACGGUUCGCGCAGACGUUCAGCGCCGGCAGGCAGACGGAGAAGUACAUAAAGCUCAGCGGAGAGGACGUGGAGGGGAUCAUCGACGAGCUCUUCGAUGGCAACCCGUCAUCCAUGACUAGGAGGAGGUAGAAAUUAAGCACAGGAAAGCAACCAACAACAAUGGCGCCGGCCGGGAUACAUGCAUGCAUGCGGUGCACCAACACAAGACAUGGAUCGGUUAUUAAAACAGCGGGAGGGGAGAGCAUUUGACCGAGCUCAUUCUUGGUUUAAGAAAUGUAUGUACUAUUAUUAAUCGUUAUUCGUUUUGAUCUUGUAUUUUGCUGGUUAAGAAAUGAAUGGGGUUUUACUCUGA